This is a messenger RNA of Peromyscus eremicus (cactus mouse), 1452 nucleotides long. RefSeq lists its product as uncharacterized. The record is from RefSeq and is a predicted model, not a curated record. Gene Ontology annotation, cellular component: nucleosome. NCBI's taxonomy places the organism in Eukaryota, Metazoa, Chordata, Mammalia, Rodentia, Cricetidae. The transcript is spliced from 2 exons. Gene Ontology annotation, molecular function: protein heterodimerization activity; structural constituent of chromatin; DNA binding. The coding region runs from base 109 to 972 and encodes 287 amino acids.
CCCUGUAUAGUUGAGUAGGCCCAGUGUACUCUCGUCCAAUCAGCUUCAGAUUCUGAUUAUAAAUAAGCCUUCAGCCGAGCCCAUUCCACUGUGCUCAGCUCUGAGGUCAUGGCUCGCACGAAGCAGACGGCCCGCAAGUCCACCGGCGGCAAGGCCCCGCGCAAGCAGCUGGCCACCAAGGCCGCCCGCAAGAGCGCCCCGGCCACCGGCGGCGUGAAGAAGCCGCACCGCUACCGGCCCGGCACCGUGGCGCUGCGCGAGAUCCGGCGCUACCAGAAGUCCACCGAGCUGCUGAUCCGCAAGCUGCCGUUCCAGCGCCUGGUGCGCGAGAUCGCGCAGGACUUCAAGACCGACCUGCGCUUCCAGAGCUCGGCCGUGAUGGCGCUGCAGGAGGCCAGCGAGGCCUACCUGGUGGGUCUGUUCGAGGACACCAACCUGUGCGCCAUCCACGCCAAGCGGGUCACCAUCAUGCCCAAGGACAUCCAGCUGGCCCGCCGCAUCCGCGGGGAGAGGGCGCUUUGCCACCGUUUCUUCCACAGAAGUUUCUUUUCUGUUUUUGCAAUGGCUCGCACCAAGCAGACAGCCCGCAAGUCCACCGGCGGCAAGGCCCCGCGCAAGCAGCUGGCCACCAAGGCCGCCCGCAAGAGCGCCCCGGCCACCGGCGGCGUGAAGAAGCCGCACCGCUACCGGCCCGGCACCGUGGCGCUGCGCGAGAUCCGGCGCUACCAGAAGUCCACCGAGCUGCUGAUCCGCAAGCUGCCGUUCCAGCGCCUGGUGCGCGAGAUCGCACAGGACUUUAAGACCGACCUGCGCUUCCAGAGCUCGGCCGUGAUGGCGCUGCAGGAGGCCUGCGAGGCCUACCUGGUGGGUCUGUUCGAGGACACCAACCUGUGCGCCAUCCACGCCAAGCGGGUCACCAUCAUGCCCAAGGACAUCCAGUUGGCCCGCCGCAUUCGCGGGGAGAGGGCAUAAAUAAGUUAACCGGCGUCUAUUCUGCAAAAGGCUCUUUUAAGAGCCCCUUCAUUGUCACCAAAAGCAAGCUGUAUCCUUAAUUUCCAAAUUUACACUUCCCACGUUUAGGAAACCAUUUUCUUAAAGCCACUCAGCAUAUGCAUUCGUAUUUUUUGCGUAUUUAGUUUUUAGCAAGGCACUUUUUUGUCCUUUUCACCUUGGGCUAUAAAUAAUCAGCCCCUUGUAUAGAGAAGCCCUUAAAGAUGACUUCAAAUCUGAGACCAGUUCUGGUUUUACAUUUUAGGUAUAUGUUCUUUGUUCGUUAACCUUAACGAUCUCAACUUUGGAAUGUGAAGAAUUGCAAAUGAAACUUCAGAGCAUACCCUUAAGAGUCCAGGACUUUAUUAGUGGUUAACAUAAAGUACCUGCCCUAUUCUUCAUGCUGCAUUGGAGUGUUCCCUAACUGGAACUUGUUUGAAUAGUGGAGAUUGUUUGGUUACA